GAGUCGUUUCAAGAGAGAACCGUUUUAUGAUUGAUUGCAACUACUCCAUACAUUGAUACCUUCAAAAUAAUUGAAGAAUAUGAAUUGCAAAGGGUUUAAGUGCCAAUUUUUUUUUUAUUUCACUCGGUCAAUAAACAUGGGUCGAAGUGCCAUAUAACAUAUCAUAUAUGUUAAGGAAACUCCAUUUGGCACUUGGAUCCAUUGCUUUUUUGUAGCUGUCAUUUCAUUAGUUUUGGCACUUCCAACCGUUUGUAGUUUAUAAUCUUCAAUUGUUUCAGAUCAAGAAACCAAGGUUCCAAUCCUAAACGUCCAUGCAAAUGAAGAAUGUCUACAGAUCGUGAAAGCUCACCAACUAGCCAACGUUCAUUCAGUUUUUCAAAUGGGGAAAGUUCACCUGUGGGCCUUUUGUUCCGGCAGUGGUCAAAUCUAUCAUUGCUGAAAAACAAUGGUCGUAAAGGCCAGGAGAAAAACAAUUCCAACAAUCCUAUAGCUAUUGAAAGGACUAAUUUAGUUCACAUUAGCAAACUGAUUAUUAAGGAAUUAAUCGAACAGUCAUUGAGGUUCGGGAGAACCUUAGAUUCUGACCAUGUGUCUCUAUUACACUUUUUCAUUAUCAUUGAAGCUGUUCUGAGACAUCGUUUAAGGACUAGGCCCAAAACAAUCCUUGGUCCAAAAAGAGAAUUAUGGGACAUUCUGCAACAAAUCGAAAAAUUCGCUCCUGAAGCAGAAAAUAUAACUGCGAGUGUUAAAGAGUUACCUAACAUUAAGACUUCGAUGGGAAGAGCCAGAGCAUGGCUUCGGAUUGCAUUAAUGCAAAAGAAAUUGACUGAUUAUUUGAAAGUUUUGAUUGAUCAUAAAAAUCAACUUCUGGAAGGUUGUUAUGAAUCAGAUUCUUUGAUGUUGAGUGAAGACGCAAUUGUUAUAAUAGGACUGUUGAUUGGUUUGAACACAAUUGAUUGUAAUUUAUGUCUCAAGGAAGAUGACCUGGACGGUCCUCAAGGUAUUAUUGACUUCUCCCUGUACUUGAAACCUGUUUCAACUUUUCUUGAGGAAGACCAAGAAAAAGAUGACGUCAAUUCAAUACUAGAUCAAAAAAAUUACAUUGAAGAAUUGAACGAACAUUUGAAAGCUACUGUGACCAAUUUAGAGGUCAAAGUUGAGUCUCUCACGAAAGCUAACAAAUCUUUGAAGGAGAAUUUGGCAAUUGCCAAGAAUGACCUUCUAUCCCUGAAUCAAGAAAAUCAACAAUUGCAAGAAAAGGUAGAGAAGAGUGUAGCCCACAACGUGAAUGUGGUAGAAAUUGUUGCUCCAGAAAAUUUCGAUGAUAUUGACACUACAGAUUAUAAAUUGAAACUGCAGGAGGAGAAAGCACUUAGAAAGGAGGCUGAGAAAGAAAUGGAACUGCAGACAUGUUUGAGAGCAGAGAUGGAAGUUGCAAUGAAGCUCUUGGAGAAAGACAUCCACGAGAAACAAGAUACCAUUGUUUCCUUACGAAGACAGCUUGAUGACAUUAAAGUUAUUAAUCUAGAGAUGUAUAAAAAACUUCAAGAAAGUGAAGCCUCGGUUCAACACAAAACUGAACUUAUUGCUAAGCUAGAGGCUAAAUCUGAAUCCAUGACUGACGCCAUUAAAAUUUUGGAAGAAAAAUACAAGGAAAGCGAAAUGCAUAGGGCAAGGGUCGAAUUACGUAACAGAGAACUAGACCUUCAAACGAUUCAAUGCGAAGAGCAGACAACUUGUGUUGAGGGUGACCUCAAAGUUGAAAGGGAAUGGAGGAUUGCGUUGCAAGACAGCAUUGAGAAAGACAAAGAGGUCAUCUCCAAUUUACAAAAGGAGUUGAGUUAUAUGAGGAUUGUAGCUCAAAAAUACACUAAUUUGCAGAAGGAAUACUAUACAUUGAAAGAAAAAUGUUUGGAACAGGAACAAACAAUGGAAGAGUUGGGUAAACAAUUGAGCAGCUCCAAAUUGCAAAUUUCAGACCUUAAAGAGGAGGUUAAUAAGGGUAAAGUGGAGUUCACAUGGGAAGAUGAUAGUUCCGUCACCAACUGUAAAACCUGUAACAAAGAGUUCAGUUUGACCAGGCGGAAACAUCACUGUAGAAACUGUGGGGGUAUUUUCUGUAAUGCUUGCUCUGAUAACUCCACCUACCUUCCCUCAUCGGCUAAGCCAGUUCGUGUCUGUGAUGAUUGCAUGGUGCUGUUGACCGGCAGAAAUUCUGUGAUGUAAUUUUAUUCACUAUGCAGUGUUAAUGCAGUAACAAAGUAGUUUUUAAUGAUAAAUUGAGAUAUUUUAUUUACUAUCGAUAUGGAGAAUUAUUUUAUCUACUGAUUAAAUAUAAAAAUACUUUGGUGAA
Molecule: messenger RNA, 2353 nt
Organism: Coccinella septempunctata (seven-spotted ladybird)
Lineage: Eukaryota; Metazoa; Arthropoda; Insecta; Coleoptera; Coccinellidae
Product: RUN and FYVE domain-containing protein 2
Exons: 1
Coding region: 325-2226 (633 amino acids)
Cellular component (GO): cytoplasm
Molecular function (GO): metal ion binding
Source: RefSeq, a predicted model, not a curated record